ACAGAAGAUAUAAGAGAAUAAAAUUUCAAAGCUUAGUUCAGUAACAUUUAGACUUCAAGUUAUCAAAGUUGGUGUUCGAUACUUUUCAAUCAAAUCUGAAUAUUUUCCAUUUAUCACUGGUUAUCGACAGUCAUUGUAAUACAGUAUGAAAUUAACAUUAUUUUUCGGUUUUUUGAUAUUUUUCAUUCAAAGUCUAGAAGGCAACAAACAGAAUAGCACAAUCGAACUAGUGCAUGUGUUCUUCAGACAUGGAAGCAGGACACCAGAAGAAAAAGAUUUGUACCCUAACGACAUUUAUGGUUAUAAAACAUUUGCAUCUGUUGGGUAUGGUCAGCUAACCAAUUUGGGCAAGCAACGAGCUUAUCGACUUGGAAAACUUCUUCGUAGACAGUACAGUGAUUUUUUGGGUGCAUAUAAUACCGAUGUGGUCCAUGCCACCAGCACAGACUUUGAUAGAACCAAGAUGACUGCCCUUUUGGUACUAGCUGGUCUUUUUCCUCCAGCCGAGGAACAAAAAUGGGACAAAUCACUGCGGUGGCUUCCCAUACCUUAUCACUAUGAAAAGCACAUCGAUGACUUUGUUUUGAGACGACCCAAUGAAUAUUGUCCUGCAUACAUGAAAGAAUUGAAAAGGGUUUUGGCCUCUGAUGAAGUGCAAAAGGUUUUGGAUGACAACAGCAAUGUUUUUGAAUACAUUAGUAAGCACAGUGGCAAGAAUAUGACCACGUUAGCCGACAUGUUUAGUAUUUAUCAGACGUUAAGUGCAGAAGACUACAUGAACCUGACACUUCCCAAAUGGACUAGCAGGGUCUUUCCCGGUAUCAUUCAUCAUCUUGCUGGGAAACAGUGUGAAUUUGAAAAUCACAACUUGAUUCUCAAGAAACUCAAUGGAGGAAGGAUCUUAUCGAAAGUAAUUGAUCAAAUGGUUCAGAAAGCUAAUAGGACCUUGUAUCCGGAAGGCCGAAAGAUGUAUUUGUACUCAGGUCACGAAAACAACGUAAUCAAUGUAUUAUCGACGCUUAAUCUGUUUGUUCCACACGUACCCAAAUACAGUGCCGCUGUUUUUAUUGAAUUGCACCGCUUGGAAGAUAAUAGUCGAGCUGUUAAGAUUUACUAUGCGAAGCACAUCAGCUCGGAACCUCGCUUGCAGAAGCUUCCGCAGUGUGAGGAACUUUGCCCAUUCGAAAGAUUUUUAGAAAUAACUUCGCCAUAUAUUCCAAUUAAUUACACUGCCGAGUGCGAAUCUGAUGCGCUAUUAGACUAAUGUAUGUUUAUUAAUCCUUUUUUGCUUAUUAGUAUUACAAACUUUCCAAAUGUUAAAAUGUUAAAAGAUGAUUCAUCUCCUGUAUGAUCAUAAAAAAAAUUACUUGUGACGUUAAUUAAAAGUUACGUAUUGUUGCAAUGACUACGAUUUUAUUAAUAGUAGAUUAAUAUAUAUUUAUUUAAAAAAAUCUAGCGAAAUGAUAACUUAUUUGUUAUUUUUCUCUUUGAUGCGUAUGUAGGUGACUUAGCUGUUAUUUAUUUUGUUGUAUUUUUAUUAUUGACGAUGUGAACUUCGAAUAAAUGGAAUGUGUGUAUAUUACACGCAUAGUUAACACUU
This is a messenger RNA of Agrilus planipennis (emerald ash borer), 1600 nucleotides long. Its product is annotated as venom acid phosphatase Acph-1-like. The transcript is spliced from 6 exons. The record is from RefSeq and is a predicted model, not a curated record. Lineage: Eukaryota; Metazoa; Arthropoda; Insecta; Coleoptera; Buprestidae. Bases 146 to 1264 code for a protein of 372 amino acids. Gene Ontology annotation, molecular function: phosphatase activity. Gene Ontology annotation, biological process: dephosphorylation.